AUGUCGCAGACGAUCCCAACGACUCAGAAGGCAAUCAUUGUGGACGACAGCGGCAAUUUUGUCGAGUCCAGCAAUGUGCCCGUCAUGCAGCUCGAGCCAGACGCCGUCAUUAUCAAGGUGGCGGCCGUGGCCCUGAACCCCGUCGACACGAAGAUGCUCGGCGAUUUCGCCACGCCCGGUGCGAUUCUCGGCUUCGACUGCGCCGGCACCGUCGUUGCCGUCGGGCGCGACGUCGGAGCAAGGCUGAAGCCGGGCGAUCGUGUCUGCGGCAGCGCCGACGGCAUGAACCGCUUCAGGCCCUUGAGCGGCGGGUUUGCCGAGUACGUGUCGCUGCCGGGCGAUUUGGCGCUCAAGAUCCCAGAGGGCAUGUCGUUCGAAGCGGCGGCGCCCUUGGGAACGGCGCUGGCGUCGGCGGGCAUGGCGCUGUUCGCGUCGCUGAAGCUGCCCGCCACGCUGACGGAGCCCGCCAGCGCACCGUUCUGGGUGCUCGUCAACGGCGGCAGCACAUCGACCGGAACGAUGAUGAUCCAGCUGCUGAAGCUGUGCAACCUUCGUGUGGUCACGACGUGCUCGCCUCGGAACUUCGCCUUGGUCAAGUCUUACGGGGCGGACGCCGUGUUCGACUACAACUCGCCAACCUGCGCCCAGGACAUCCGGAAAUUCACCGAGGACGCGCUUGAGUACGCGGUCGACUGCGUGACGCUGGAAUCAUCCAUGAAGCUCUGCUACGCCGCCAUUGGGCGUGCGGGCGGCAGCUAUACGGCGCUGGACCCCUUCCCCGAGACGCAGCGCACCCGCAAGGCCAUCACUCCAGACUGGAUUCUGGCAACCCAGGUGACGGGCAACGCCUGCUCCUGGCCAGCGCCGUACGGCAGAGACGGGUCGCCCGAGCUGAGAGCGUGGGCAAAUACCUUCUUCGAACAGGUGCAGAAAGCCCUCAACGAGCGUAGAAUCCGCGGUCACCCCGCCAAGGUUUCGCCCGACGGCUUCGCCGGGGUGCUCGAGGGCGUGGGGAUCAUCAGACGCGGCGAGGUCAGCGGCCAGAAGCUUGUCUACAGCGUGGCUUGA
Messenger RNA from Lasiodiplodia theobromae, 1068 nucleotides. Its product is annotated as alcohol dehydrogenase. NCBI's taxonomy places the organism in Eukaryota, Fungi, Ascomycota, Dothideomycetes, Botryosphaeriales, Botryosphaeriaceae. Gene Ontology annotation, molecular function: oxidoreductase activity, acting on NAD(P)H. The record is from RefSeq and is a predicted model, not a curated record. The transcript has 2 exons. Bases 1 to 1068 code for a protein of 355 amino acids.